This is a messenger RNA of Drosophila mauritiana, 1140 nucleotides long. Its product is annotated as serine protease inhibitor 42Dd. Bases 1 to 1140 code for a protein of 379 amino acids. The transcript has 2 exons. Gene Ontology annotation, molecular function: serine-type endopeptidase inhibitor activity. The record is from RefSeq and is a predicted model, not a curated record. Lineage: Eukaryota; Metazoa; Arthropoda; Insecta; Diptera; Drosophilidae.
AUGUACGUGCUACUGCUAAUCCUUUUAGGAAUCUCACGCUACAGGGCUCAGAAGAAUCCGCAAUUGCCAGAUGGAUUUUACGCAGCCAUCGUGAACAGCUUUUCGAACAGGAACAUUAUGUUCUCCACGGAGAUGAUACGAUCCAGCAUGCUGUUCAUCUAUGUGGGCGUGGAGGAGGGUGAAUCCGAGCAAAUUCGAAAGGCUAUGCACUACCGAGGAACCCAUCUAUCUGACUACAAGCCGAAAACCCAGAAAAUCUUUGUUAUGAGUGCGCAGAAGGCACCUGUGGCCAAGAGUGUUACCCGAUUCUAUGUACGUCUGAAUAUGAAGAUGUCCACGGAAUAUAGAGUUUUUAUGCGGCAUACAGAGGGAAGAGCUCGUAAUAUCGCCUUUGUUCGUGAAAAACUAGACGAGGUGAAUACAUUUUACAGCCAUGAAAUGGGCGAGCAAAUGGGGCAGGUGGUAAAAGAAAGCUGGUGGAAACCGAACAACCAAGGACUCCUCAUAAAUGCCAUUUUCUUCAAUUUGAGUUGGGCGCGAACUUUUAAUCCGGAGGCCACAUAUCCCCGGGAGUUUCGAGUAAAUGGCGCAAGGAGCGUUAUGAUACCCAUGAUGCACGAGGAUAGUAAGUUUGCAUUUGGCAUCCUAGGGAAUCUUAAAGCCACCGCCGUUCUGGUGCCCUUUUCCCAGGGAGAUCUCCAAAUGCUCUUGAUAAAGCCCGAUCAGCCUGAUGGACUUGCUGCCUUGCACAUUAAGCUGCAGGCCAUUAAUAUCUUAAGUGUUGCCAGGAACCUCACAAUAAUGGAUGUGUUUGUGGGUAUUCCAAAGUUUAAGAUGCACAGUGAUCUAGAACUCUCUCCAGCUUUUGAAAUGAUGGGCAUCAAGGAUAUAUUUAAGCCGAGCAAGUCAUUUUCAACGUUGCUGCACAGGAAUACCAACUUUCAGAUUGACGGAGUUAUCCAUGUAGUCACAUUUGAGUUUCAAGAGCAGGGCAUUGGUACGCCAAGUACGGAUGUUGGCAAUGGUAGUUUGACACACACCUUUAAUGGGGUGAAAUAUUUUCUGGCUACUCAUCCAUUUGCUUUCUAUAUCAUAGAUAACACAUCAAUUUUCUUUGCCGGUCAUGUAACAAGCUUUUAG